AAAGUUAUGUUUGAAUAGCAAACGCUAGCUGGAAGGCGGGGCAUUACAUGCGCUGGCCGAACACACCUAACCAUGGAUUUCUCAGACACAUUCAGUCCAGUGAAAGAUUAGCAGAAGCAGAUAAACACGGACGGUAAUGGUCGGCCCUGUGUUUCCACUCCGGCGUAGUUUUCAAACCUGGUUCCUGGGCAUGCGAAAGGAUUGUUCCAUUUCUACGUCAAAGCUUUCGCUAUGAAACACCAAAACGCAAACGCACGGCGCGUGGUCUCUUUCAGGUACCGUCCCGGGAAGAACGGCUCGUCCAAACAACGCAAUGCGCUGACUGAGCGCUGUAAAACAGCCGCCGCCGAGCGCCAGAUCCAGAAGCUGAAGACGCACGAGAAUGGAAUCAGAGACCAGGAGAAGUCGCAGGGGUUGACGGCGGUGUUGGACGAGGAUGGCGUCUGUGUUGUGCUUCUGGAACCCGGGCAGAAACUGACUUUCACUGGAAAAUGUAGCCUGACCUGCUUGUACGGCAGUGUGCGAGUGUUUGGCCUUACGAUCGUCAAAAACCAAAAAGCCUAUGACUUGUUUUCUCCACAUACGCAUAGCCCUCUGUCCAUUGAAGGACUCAAGUAUAAGAAACCGCUGAAAACAAAAAAGGAAAUUCGUAUGGAAGUACGAGCGUUGCUGAGAGGAUACCUGUCAAUUGAGUACCGGCGUACAGUAAUGAAAAGCUUCACAGUGUCAAGUUCUGUUAUAUUGCUGGAACGCUUAGAAGAUUCCACAACAAGUUUUAUUCUCAGUCAUGCAGAUUAUACCAAUGUAUUCUCUACAAAAGUGAAAGAAAGAAGUACUUCCUUCACAAACAAUGCAGUUUUAUACUCUAUUGGUGUUGAGAAUCAUGAUCCAGAAAGCGGCUUUAGAAUGUCAGAAGAUUGGCUUUCAGCGGUCAAAACAUUAGUUAAUUCCUGCCUUGAAGAAGACAACGGCUGCCCUGUCAUUCUUGUAUGUGGCUCUAAAAAUGUUGGAAAAUCAACUUUUAUUCGCUAUCUGAUGAACCAGUUGUUAAACCACACCUCUUCUGUUGGCUACUUGGACUGUGAUCUGGGACAAACAGAAUUUACUCCUCCUGGAUGUAUAUCUUUGAUGAGCAUAACAGAGCCUGUUCUUGGUCCACCAUUUACCCACCAACAAAAAGCACAAAAAAUGGUGUACUUUGGAGAAACAUCCUGCGAGCAAGAUAUGGAACGGUUUGUGGAAUCUGUUAAAUAUGUCAUUACUUCAUAUAAAAGAGAUGAGCCGCUAUUAAUUAAUACCAUGGGAUGGGUUAAAGGGUUUGGAUUGCUACUUCUAAUUGAUAUAAUACGUCUCCUGUCACCAAGCCACAUAAUUCAGAUCAAUGCUAAAGGCAGUGUUGAUAUGGAACCUCUGACUCAGAAGUACGUUCAGAAUGCACCCGGAUUUCUGACAAAGGGCAAUUCCACAGCCCGGAGAAAAGCCAGAGAGUUUGACUCUUCAGAGGAUGAACAAGUGCAGGACUGUUCAGAAUACUUGUAUUUCCGCUCUUAUCCUGGACAUCAUUUAAUUACCAUUGAGACCGAUUUUUCUGGGGCAGGAGAAGCUGGUAAUGUGCGGUGCCACAGUGGAAUUCUGCGUGAUCUUGCAAUGCUCGGAUACCUAAGCAAGUUGCAACAUUUUCAUCCUGAAAAAAUCAUUCCAAUUAAUAGCUUAAUACCAUAUGAGGUGCCUUUUAAUGCAGUAGCGUUGCGUGUUGCACAUUCAGAUGUGGCCCCAUCUCAUAUCAUGUACUCUGUCAAUGCUAGCUGGGUUGGUCUCUGUCGAAUACUAGAUGAUAUACAUAAUGAGAAUGACGGACCAGUUAUAUUAACACAAACCCCCAUCUGCGACUGCCUUGGAUUUGGAAUUGUUCGGGGUGUCAAUAUGGAAAAAAAGGUUUACUAUGUACUUACACCAUUGGUGCCUGAGUCCUUAAGACUGGUAAACUGUCUACUAAUAGGAAACAUCUCCGUACCACAUGCCAUCUUCAAAAAUCAGCCUGGUGCUAAAGGAGCAAUCCCUUAUGUAACCUCGGAGUAUGAUUUUACAGUUUUCGGAGCUGGGAAAAUGAAGAGAAACAAACAGUUAAAAAGGAGAGAACAUAAGUAGAGCCAAUUUAAGAUUUUUUUUAUACUGUCUUGGACUGCCGUACUUUGCCUUAAAAAACUGUUUGUGUAAAUUAUUCACAGUUGCUCAAAGUCAAAUAUUUACAGCUAUGUAAAUAUUUAUUUCCUGUAUUUCCUCUUCACAUUCACUGCUGGCUGUCACAGUAAAGGCAAGUAUUGAUCCCACAAAUCGGAUAAAUUGUUGCUCCCUACAUUUUAGAGAAGCGGUAUCAAAGACAUCUACUAGCUGCAGUUGUUGACAUCCCUGUUACAGAGCACCAUUCUACAUAAGCCCGGAUGCAAAUAUUGACUUUUCACUGUAAAAAGGCUAUUUUAUAUAUUUUGUUUUUUUAUUGAUAUUACACUUAGCGGCACAUUUAUCAAAGGUUGAAUUUCGAAUUCAUGUGAGUUUUUAAAAACUCCCCUAAACUCUCAUGAAUUCGAACAAUUUAUUAAAAAACAAAAUGUAAAACUCGGGUGAAUUAAAUCGAUUAAUCUAAUUAAUUUGAUUCAAAUUUAAAAAACUCAGAUGUCAGGAAGGCUGCAAAAAACUCCAAAAUGAUCCCUGGACCUCUUCCAUUGAGUUAAAGAGCAAUUCGGCAGGUUUUAGGUGGAGAAUAGUCUAAUUCAAGUUGUUAAAGGGCCAGAGUAUAAUAAAUCUAAAAAAUCUAAUUAAAUUUUUUUUAAAAACUUGAAUCGAAUUUGAAUAACUCCCUAGUCGAAUUUUACAGUUUUGACCAUAAUAAAAACUUGAAAAUCGGAAUUUCAAAUUCUAAUUUUCACUUCGACCCAUAAUAAUUCGGCCCCUUAAAGGGACUACAAAAGAAAAAAAGCCAAAUGUUACAAUAAUAUAUCCUACCAUUAUAUAGACCAAAACUUCCUGACUGUAAUGGGGUAGGUGGCACUCUGCCUGUGCUAGCAGUGUGUUUAUUCUUUACUUAGUAGUCAACAAUUGUGCAUUAGAAUAUUGCCCCUUCUCCUUAUUCUGUGUAUUAAGGGAGAACGAAAGGUAAAGUAAAAGUAUAACUUCAGUAUCGCUCUAUAGCAAGCGCGCUGCUUCAGAAUAGCGAGUCUCUCAGCUGGACGACAUCACCAAAAUAAGUCUGUUUCCUCCCCAGUGCCAGGGCAGCCUUGAGUCUCCAUGUGCAUGCUUAAAAAGAUUAAAAGAUCCUCCUAUUCACGGUGAUAGCUUGAGUCAAGGGCAGUGAUUCUUCACACAUGCAUGCUAGGAAGGUAGUGUAACUAAGAUUGUGGCAGCGUUCCGAGACAAAGCUUGUGAACUUUGAUCAACCCAAAUUAAUUAUUUACUUUGUUUUGAGGGCUAAAAACAUACCGAGGGGUCACAAUUAUUUUACAACUUUUAUAGUGUGAAAUGGUUAGUUGUUACCUUUCGUUCUUCUUUAACUGGAAUCGGCCCUGCUUUACUUUAAGUACAUUUUUAUGGAUUACUGGGAAGGAAGAUCUGGCAUACCCAUAAACGCAUAAUGUACAACUGAAAAUCCAUGUAUGGAUUAUUUUUAGAAUUAUUAGGAAUUACGUGGGACUUGGUACUUUUAAAAAUGUUUUGGCCAUAUAUAAAGUAGCACGUUAAUGUAAUUACUAAGGAGAAUAACGCCACUGUAGGCCAAACACCAUUUUACAGGACAGAAAACUUUGCACUGUUAGGGCAAUGGUACAGGGAUGGUUGAGUCUUUUGUCCCAUGGGGCACUUAACAAAGAUCACAAAAUCUGCACCCCUCACCCAUUCAACGCUACUGUGAUCACCUGCAACAUUAGGUGCACUUGCUUCUGAGAAGAUAGUUGCUUGAAAUGCAUUAGUCCUGAAAAGAGAGUACUUCAAAAAUAUUUUUUAAUAAAGUGGUGUGUUUUUUUGUGCAGAGUCAGAACAUCCUUUCCUGGUCUGUGAGAUAGUGUCUCUGAUAUACUAUACAGUUUGGAAUGGAAUGCUGUAACAUACACUUUCUUAGUGGACAUAAACCCUCGCAUAACUUUUUUAGAGUGCUCUUUAGAGCACUUUUGCUAUUUACAUAAAUAUGCUUUUGUUUUAGGAUUUCAUGAUAUUAGCAGUUUUACACAGCUUAUGUCCGUGAUCCCCAACCAGUGGCUCUCAAGCAACAAGUUGCCCAUCAACCCAUUCAAUGUUGCUCUCAAUGGCCAUUAAAGUUGGUGCUUUUUUAUUAAUUCCUGCCUUGAAGGCAAGUUUUGGUUGUCUAAAAACAAUGUGAACUGCCAAAUGGAAUAUCCUUUAGGCUGCCAGUUCACAUAAGUGCUACCAAUAGCGAAUCAGACUGUAGCUGCAUGCUGGGACUGAUGUGAAUGAUGAACAAUCAACAUAAAGCACUGCCUCUGCGCUAUAGAAAUAACAUAUGAAUGAUGAUAACAUUAGCAUAAUAAUGCAUGUAAAUUGCACAGAAAAGAAGUUUGAGCAACAUGAACUUAUAUGUAUGGUAUAUGGUCUGGUCCGCUAUAAAGAGCCAUUAAUGCCAAAAUAUAAUUGUCUGUGCUGACAAUUUCUUAUCCAAUUCUCAUAUAAUGGUUUCUUUCAAAACUAAGUUUUUUCUGUAGCUGUUUUUUAUGUUUUCCAAAAAAAAAAAAAAAAUUUAAAAUCCCAUCAGGCCAACAAUGAAAUAAGCCUCAAGUGGCUCACCAAAUAGGUGGCCAAAUCUAGAGAUCCCCAAAUGAGUAGAUACCAGUGUACAUGCCCAGCUUUACUGUGUCAAUACCCCUGAUAACCCUUUGCUGUCGGUGGGAUGUGCAGUUUAUGAACAUCUGAAGGACCUUCACCUGCCCAUGCCUAAAUUACAGGCAUCUUUGGCUUCCCAUAACUAUAUAAAUAUUCUGUCUCCGAUCCGAGUGAUGCAAAGUAACUGUGUGUGCUCUGUAUAAAUGCACACAGUUGCAUUUGAAACUUUUAUAUGUUACAUUAUACUAAGCAUGGGAGAAACUUUGUACAGGUAUAGGAUCCAUUAUCUAGAAACCUGUUUUCCAGAAAGCUUCAAAUUAUGGGAUAGCUGUCUCCCAUAGACUCUUAAUCAGAUAAGUAAAAAUUUUAAAAAAUUUCCUUUUUCUCUAUAAUACUAAGAGUAUCCUAAACUUGAUUCAAACUUAGAUAUAAUUAAUCCUUAUUGGAAGCAAAACCAGCCUGUUGGGUUUAUUUAAUGUUUAAAUUAUUUUUUAGUAGACAAAGUAUGGAGAUCCAAAAGAUCUCUUAUUCGGAAAACCCCAGGUCCUGUGCAUUCUAGAUAACUGGUCCAAUACCUGUACAUGCAAAGCUCAACAAUACAUUCAGUAGUCGCUUUGGUUUUACUCUUGUCUGUAUGCAAACUCUCUGCUGCCUACCCUUCUCAUGUUUGCCAGUGUUCUGUAACUUGGCCAGAAAAUAUAUUUGUUGGAAUAAUUAUAUUGCCAUUGCUACAUUUGUCUUUAUUGUUUUGCUCUGCACAUUACAGUUCAUUAGGUCUUCGAUGCAUCAUAUCUUUGGUACGAUAUGAAAAAUGAAGCUGUGAAUGCAUGUAUUAACUUUAACCCUCUUGGCCUUACAUAUAAGUUAGUAUUUGUGAAUGGCCCUAAGAUUCACACCAGUUCGUUCAAAUCUAUCAAUUGGCCAUUGUACAGGUAUUAAAUGUAUUUAUGCAGGAUGAGUUUCCCGUUGUGCUUUUGAGCAUGGACUGGUGAGUUAGUGAUACAGUCUUGAAUAAUUUAUGUACCAUUAUGUCUUUGUGCCAUAGAGAUACCAUGAGGCAGAUAUGUUAGAUGAUAUGUUCCCUUGGAAAAAUAUCAGCCAUUCCAAUGUAAAUGUAUUGCAUGGCUGGUAUUUGGCUGGAUGUGCCAGCUUAUUAUACCUGGGCAUCACAUAUAAAGCCUUACUGUAAGAGGGUUAUUUAUUUUGUUUUGCUUGGGAGAUAAAUGAAUGUCCGAUUGUCCAUUGUUGGAUUUAUGCUAAUUCAUCCCACUUCAGAGGAAAGAAACCCACCAGAUUCCAGCAGAUAAUGUACUUUGUUCCAGGCCAUUUCUAAGGCAAAUAUAGUUGCGUUUAUACUUAUGUUUAUACUUACUUAGCAGUUGGGCAUCUCCUAUCUUGUUAGACAAUGUUACAUGGCUGCAAUCAAAUACAGAAAAUCAAAUAUCCAUUCAUAGUUGGGAAUGGAUGCUAUUUUAAAAGGCAUAUGACAUUUUAUGCUCUAAUUUGUAUAAAUAUUUUGCUAUUGAGCACUUAAAGGCAGUAUUUGGUUUAUGCAGCUGAAUUUAGAAUUUUAGUACAAAUAUGACAUGGUUUUGUUUUGUUAUAUAAAUGUAAGUGUGCAUAUUUCCUGGGUUUGCAUUACCAUGAAUAAAAUUCAAAGUGAAACUUUUAUCUAAA
Messenger RNA from Xenopus laevis (African clawed frog), 6504 nucleotides. RefSeq names its product nucleolar protein 9 L homeolog (gene nol9.L). Gene Ontology annotation, cellular component: nucleolus; nucleus. Gene Ontology annotation, biological process: cleavage in ITS2 between 5.8S rRNA and LSU-rRNA of tricistronic rRNA transcript (SSU-rRNA, 5.8S rRNA, LSU-rRNA); RNA processing. Gene Ontology annotation, molecular function: polynucleotide 5'-hydroxyl-kinase activity. The record is from RefSeq and is a predicted model, not a curated record. NCBI's taxonomy places the organism in Eukaryota, Metazoa, Chordata, Amphibia, Anura, Pipidae. The coding region runs from base 232 to 2148 and encodes 638 amino acids. The transcript has 12 exons.